GAAAAGCGGAGUUGGUGAAAGGAAAAUCACGUCAAACAGCGCGUCUGUUUUGUGCGUUUGUUUUGUUCGUUUGGAGAGACAUUUUAAGCCUGACAGAGCGCGCGCGUGGGCUCAGGAUGGACAGGCUCGUGGCGUGUUGUCUCCGGGUGAAGGAGCUGAGACGUGGAGGAAUAUAAACCUCCGAAAAGAAACGUGUGGACCUCAGAAGAUCAACAGUUCUCCCAGACAAUGGAGACCUGUCACGAGCCUUGACCUGGGACUGGGGCUGUGGUUGGGGCUGGGAUGGAUUAAACGCGUUUGUUUUGCACGUAUCGCAGAGGCAGAUACUCAUGCGCGCUCUGGUGGUGUCACACUGAGCCAUUGCACUGCGUAAAUCUACUAAAACCCUUCUCAUCCAGGCGCCUGAGCCCGGCCCGUGGAGCCAUGUGGAGGACGUGGAUGCACAGAGCGGCUCUGUGCUGCGUGCUCCUGCAAACCUGCAUGUACAACGCGCUGGGUCUGAACAUGUGCAUGAGCGGGAGUGCCAGCUCCUGUGAAGAAUGUCUCCUGAUUCAUCCGAGCUGCGCCUGGUGUGCACAGGAGGAUUUUGGAAUUGGACGCACGCUGCCGUCUCGUUGUGAUUUUAGUUCAAAUCUGGUGAAAAGAGGCUGUGACACGCGGUACAUCGAGUCUCCAAGGAGCAGUGUUUCUGUGCUUGAAAAUGAACCUCUGAGCUCAAAGGGCUCUGGAUGGACUCAUAGUAAUGUGGUCCAGAUCAUGCCUCAGAAGAUCUCGCUCAGCUUACGUCCAGGAGACCAGACCUGGUUUGAGCUGCACGUGCGGCAGGUGGAGGACUACCCCGUGGACCUGUACUACUUGAUGGACCUGUCUCUUUCUAUGAAAGAUGAUCUGGACACGAUCCGGAACUUGGGUACAACUUUGGCACAUGAAAUGGGAAAACUCACCAGCAACUUCAGGCUUGGCUUUGGUUCUUUUGUGGACAAAAACAUGUCUCCUUUUUCAUACACAUCGCCAAAAUACCAGGAAAAUCCAUGUAACGGGUACAAACUCUUUCCAAACUGCGUCCCGACCUUUGGAUUUCGCCACAUCCUGUCGCUGACGGACAAGGUGGACCGCUUCAACCAGGAGGUGCAGAAGCAGAUGGUGUCUCGCAACAGGGAUGCCCCGGAGGGAGGCUUUGACGCCAUCCUGCAGGCGGCAGUUUGUAAGGAGGAGAUCGGCUGGAGGAAAGAGGCCUAUCACCUCUUAGUAUUUGCUACAGAUGAUGUUCCUCACCUGGCCCUGGACGGCAGACUGGGGGGACUGGUCCAGCCUCACGAUGGACAGUGUCACCUCAAUGAGAAGAACGAGUACAGCGCGUCAACACAGAUGGACUAUCCCUCUCUGGCUUUGCUGGGAGAAAAACUGGCCGAAAACAACAUCUUCCUCAUCUUUGCUGUCACUAAACGACUCUACGUCAUUUAUAAGAAUUUUACGGCACUAAUACCUGGCACGACUGUGGAAAUCUUGGACCAGGACUCAAAAAAUGUGAUCCAGCUCAUCGUGAACGCGUACAACAAUAUCCGGUCCAAAGUGGAGCUGUCAGUCUGGGACCACCCCGAGGACCUGAGUCUCUCUUUCACUGCCACCUGUCAGGACGGAAAGCCUCUGCCGGGACUCAGGAAGUGCGCUGACCUCAAGAUCGGAGACACUGUGUCGUUUAACGUGAGCGUAGAGGCCCGGAGUUGUCCUGCCCGAGGCACAGACCAAACCUUCACCAUCAAACCUGUGGGAUUCAAAGAUCGUCUGGAGGUGACUGUGGACUAUCGGUGCGACUGCAGGUGUACGCAGAGAGCUCAGGCCAACAGCAGCAUGUGCCACUCUGUCGGGACGUACACCUGUGGGACUUGUCGGUGUGAGUCGGGGUACCUGGGCGCCCGCUGUGAGUGCCAGGAGGGUGAGACGGGCAGCAUGUAUCUGAGCGCGUGCAGAGAGGCCGAGGGCAAACAGGUGUGCAGCGGGCGCGGCGAGUGCAGCUGUAACCAGUGCCUCUGCUACGAGUCGGAGUUUGGAAAAAUCUACGGGCGUUUCUGCGAAUGUGACGACUUCUCCUGCGCCCGCCACAAAGGCAUCCUCUGCUCUGGUCAUGGGGAGUGCCACUGCGGCGAGUGCAAGUGCCACGCCGGAUACAUCGGCGACAACUGUAACUGCUCCACGGAGACGAGCUCGUGCGUGUCUGAUGAUGGACAGAUGUGCAGUGGGCGGGGCAGCUGCGUGUGCGGGCGCUGCCAGUGCUCCGAGCCCGGCGCCUUCGGAGACACCUGCGAGAAGUGCCCCACCUGCCCCGACGCCUGCGGGACCAAGAGGGAAUGUAUCGAGUGCCGUCUCUUCAGCUCGGGGCGUCUGGCCGACAAUCAGACCUGCCAACGUCUGUGUAAGGAUGAGAUCAUCACCGUGGAAACGCUGAAAACGGACGAUCCUGGUGCUGUGCUUUGUCUCUAUAAAACAGACAACGAUUGUGUCAUGAAAUUCACGUAUUCGGAGCACGCCAGCGGCCAGUCCAUCCUCACCGCCCUGAAGGAGCCGGAGUGUGCGAGCGGCCCAGAUGCCCUCACGGUCCUGUUGGCGGUGGUGGGCAGUAUACUGUUGGUCGGUGUGGUGCUGCUCGCCGCGUGGAAGCUCGUCAUCACCAUCCACGACCGGCGGGAGUUCACGAGGUUUCAAAAUGCACGAUCGCGAGCCAGAUACGAAAUGGCGUCCAACCCUCUGUACAAGCAGCCGGUCACCACACACUCCGUGGAGACCGACUUCAACGUGUUUGGAAAGUCCUACAACAACGGCGGCCUGCUCUGAUCCGUCUGCACGCUCUCUCCUCUGCGCUGCUCUCCUCCCUCUGACCCUCAGCACAGGGCGCGGCAGGACCGGUCCAGAAACCAGAGCCGGGGACAAACUCUUCCCCUCCUUUUACCCUGGUGCAGCCACACGGGACCACACUGACCAGAGCUGGACUUCUGAGGCAUCUUUUGAGCAGAGGAGUCGCACGCUUAUGGGGAGCUGGGUUUUCUUUGUAUUUGCGUGUCGGCGAAGGCGGCCAGCAGCAACCGCAACAGACUUUUUGGGAAAGAACUUGAGAUUUUGUCCCGUCGUAUUCCACCACCUUGUACAGGCCCAAAUGUGUAUAUUUUUAUAAACCCUCAAUGCCUUUUUGAGUAAAUAUGGAUUUAAUGGGAGCUCGUUGAACACGUGUCACUAUAAUAUUCUUAACGAAGCACAUACUGCAGAAAGGGGGCGUCGGAGAGUCGUGGUACUACUAACAAUUAUAAACGAACCAGCCGCCAUUUUGCACAGAAUAGUCUUGUAAAGAUUUAAUAGUGUUUUUAUAUUGUGUGAAUGUGUUAUUAUCAUGAGCUCCAAUCGCAGUCCUGUUUUAAAAUCGGAUUAGCGUCUCCACCGCUCCCCCAGCCUCGGGUUCACGAGUUUAAUCUACUUUUUAAUACUGUCAGUGUGUCCUUAUAAAACACGAGACAUGACGUGUUUAGCUUCACCCUUUUUAUCUGAGAAGCUUUUUUUCUGAUUUGCACUAAAAACACUGUCCAAGGGCUAAAACACGGAGUCACCAUCUGUCCAUAACAUCGUGAAGAGAAGCUAAAUGCUAAAAUCGCCAAAACCGGUGGUGGAAGGUAACGAAGUACACGUGGGAAAGUACUGUACUUAAAGCUGCACUGUGUAACUUUUCUGGUGGAGUGUCCAACCAUAGACUGUAUAUAUAAAUGGGCGUAGCUAACCUGCUAACCGUUCCAAAUGGGAAGUGAUCAUGAGCGCACUUCCAGCUCCAUCGACUCUGGCUCCAAUUCACUUCCCCUCUCUCUGUAUCUGCUGCUGUCAGACUCGUCAUUUUGCUCUUAAAUGUUCGUAUUAACCCGCUCUACAUGAUCCUGGGGUUUUUGUUUCACUUUUGUGUCAGUAAAUCAAGAUAUGAACAUUAAUAACAGACAAAUCAGACGCCUUCUUUCCCAGAGGUCGCUCUCACUAGCGUUAGCAACAGGUUUGAUUGACAGCGUUGCUAAGCGCCUGCUCCCUGCUAAACCAGCCGUGUGGGUGGGAAAGGGGCGUUACCUUCAACAGCCUCGCUCUGGAUUGGCUCUUUGGUUGCUAUGAUACUCGCGGUCGGAAUUCCAAAUAUGCAACUCUGCUCCAAAUUAGCCGCUAUAACUGUUAGCCUCAGUGAGUUUUAUUUGGAGCCGAACGCCGUGGGUGACGUCACACUCACUUCUUUAUACAGUCUACGGGUCCAACACAUGCUGCUUGUCUUCGUGGGGAUGUUAUUUUGCCUGGAAUGUUCCACAGUAUGGCAUUAAACGCAGUAAUCUUCAUGAUGCCACCAAAGCAAGUUAUAAGUCAGAUCAGUGGAGAGGCAUCCCCACACAGUAAGAAUGCAGGUUUUUUUUUAGUUUUCAACCAGAUAGAUAAGUUCUCUGCUUAUUGGAACAUUUCAGUCAAAGUAAUGACAUCUCCAUGGAGACGAGAGAAAGAAGACAAGAAAAGUUACAUAGUGCAGCUUUAAUACUUAAUACUUUUACUCUUAAAGUACAUAUUUAAACAGGUACUUAAAUAUUUAAUUUAACCAAGGUUUAGUUUGUUUUCAUCCCUGACAGUUUGGACUGCUCACUAGCGCCUCAGAGUGGUCACAUGAUGUCGCUGUGACGUGAUUGGUCAGCUGAUUUAAACGACAGCGCCAUCUGCAGGCCGACUCCUCCACUCAAACCGGGACGAGGGGCUUUUUUACUCGCACACCUCGGAUACUGUCUUGAAGAAGUCGGACUGCAGAUGGCGCUCUCAUCGGGUACUUACAUACUUUUACUUUUACCUGAGUAACUUUUUACCUCUGUAUCUGUACUUUUACUUAAGUAACAACAUUAGUUACUACUUAGUUACUUCUUCCACCACUGUCCAAAACACAUUAAAGCAAAUGGAGCCAAAAACACAACAAGGUCCCAGGUCCAUCACUGACGAGGUAUUUUCAGGCAGCGUUUUAAUCAAACCAGCAAUAACAUUUUGAGCUAAUUAAAAUACACCUGGUGCUGAAACGGCGUAACUUCAUAUUAAUUUCAUUUUAAUACAAUUUGGUGCUAACCCGAAAAUUGUAAAUGCAAAUAUCGGCAGGAAAGAAAAGUAGAAUAAAACAAAACGAACCUGUGAUGUGUUCAAAUCUGCCUUUUAUUCAAAAUCUAAACAUGGCUGCUACGUUAUUAACCCCGUGUGAGUCUGAAAUCACACUCCUCACUGCAGAGGGCGCUGUGGUGCAUGGGGCUCUAGAGUAUUUAUAUGAACAGUCUAAAUGUGGACUGUUUGAUGGGUGUGCAGCUGUGGGAGGAGCCGACACGAGUGUGAUCUAGUGAUGGGACUUUCAGCUCUUUUUUUUUUUUUUUAAGGGAUCCGAAUCUUUUGGAGCCAUUUAUUUCAAAGAGCCAUUCAAAACAUUGGCUCUUUUACUGUUUGUUUAUGACAGAAUCCAAUGUGAGAACUCAUUUACAAACUAAUCGCAGAGAGAAACGGCCGAGGCUUGAACGUGUUUAAACCAUGGACUGUAUAUAUAUAAAUGGACGUAGCUAACCUGCUAGCCGCCGCGUCCCAAACAGGAAGUGAUCAUGGACAUGGAGCCAGUUUUAUUUCACUGUUGUGUCUGUAAAUCAAGAUAUGAACAUUAAUAACAGACGAAUCAGGCGUCUUCUUUCCCUGGAGUCGAUGGUGUUAGCAACAGGUUUGAUUGACAGCGUUGCUAAGCACCCGCUCCCUGUUAAAUCAGUGCUGUGGGCGGGAAGGGGCGUCAUCUUCAACAGCCUCACUUCUGAUUGGCUCUUUGGUUGCUGUGGGUGACGUUACUCUCACUUCUUUAUACAGUCUGUGGUUUAAACUGAGAGCGGGAGUGUGUUUUCAAAUUAUACAUGAUCGAAAUACAAACAAUAAUUUUUAAGUUGUUAUUAUGAUGCCAAAUAUGUUUUUCGUGCACGGAUCUCCCACUCGUGUCGCUCUGCUCUGUUUUGAUUCUUGUCAGUUCAGUGUUGAUCAUUAUACAAAUGCAUGCAAAAAAUGAGAUCCGGAUCCAACCGUUGAAAAGAAAGAGCCGACUCGUUCACACGCGUCGCGUCACUAGUGCGAUUCUCUGACAGCUCUGAGGGACUCGGAGUUGUUCUCGAGUGUGAGUGUUUAUAAUGUGCACUGUGUACAGAAAUGAAAGGGGGACGUGUUGCUGUGAGAUUUGGCAGAUUUUUCCAAAAGUAUUUCACUAGUUCAGUGUCGGCGUCUGUACAGGUCACUUAUUCAAACCAUCCGCCGCCAUUUUGAUGUAACAAGACGACAAUAAACGCAUCAUUGUGUAAAGUUAUUCAGUUUAUUCAUUACGUUCUGAAAACAAAACUGCACAGAACAUGUGAUUUGAGGGGUUGUUUUUAGCAUCUUGACUAAAGGUUUUGAGUCAAGUUUCAGCUUUGAGUAAAACAAAAAUACACAAAAUUCAUGAGAAAAACACUGAUCGUAUUAUUACUGUGAACAAAAUAUCAUGUUUAAUCAAAUAGCUCUACAUUUACACUUUAACAAACGAAUAACACUUUUGUGAAAUACUUGUACUUUUUACUCUUAAAGUAAAUUUUUAAACAGG
This is a messenger RNA of Periophthalmus magnuspinnatus, 6637 nucleotides long. It is a transcript of the gene itgb5, whose product is annotated as integrin, beta 5. The record is from RefSeq and is a predicted model, not a curated record. Bases 424 to 2832 code for a protein of 802 amino acids. NCBI's taxonomy places the organism in Eukaryota, Metazoa, Chordata, Actinopteri, Gobiiformes, Gobiidae. The transcript has 16 exons. Gene Ontology annotation, biological process: cell migration; cell-matrix adhesion; cell adhesion mediated by integrin. Gene Ontology annotation, molecular function: integrin binding. Gene Ontology annotation, cellular component: integrin complex; cell surface; focal adhesion.